GCCGGCUGUGUAUGCGCCGCAACGUUCGCAGGAUCACCGCCGGCGAGGCUAUCCUGUUCACUGGUCUUUGAUAUUGGCACUGUGGAGUUAGUCGAGCUGAAAUGUCACCAGAAGUUGCCUUGAAUAGAAUUUCUCCUGCACUUCGUCCCUUUAUCUCCAAUGUGGUUAGAAAUGGCAAAAUUGGCUUGGAUGCCACAAACAAUCUCAAAAUAACAGACCUUAAGUCAGGAUGCACAUCAUUAACACCUGGACCCUGUUGCGACCGGUUUAAGCUGCACAUUCCAUAUGCCGGAGAGACGCUAAAAUGGGACAUUAUUUUCAACUGUCAUUAUCCAGACCUUCCUCCAGAUUUCAUCUUUGGAGAAGAUAUUGAUUUUCUGCCUGAACCCACAUUGCUUCAUCAUCUGAAUGGCUGGAACUCCCAGAAUCCCGACUGUCUCCUGCUUGUCAUUAAAGAGCUGGUGCAGCAGUACCACAAAUACCAAUGUGAUCGACUCCACGAGAGCUCGCGCCUUAUGUUUGAGUAUACGGCACUGCAAGAGGGGCCUGAAUUUGGAGACAACAUGGAAAUCUACGCAGGAAGAAAGAAUAAUUGGACAGGCGAAUUCUCUGCUCGCUUCCUUUUGAAACUGCCGGUGGAUUUCAGCAAUAUCCCAACGUACCUUCUCAAGGACACAAUUGUAGACCCGGGAGAAGAUGUCGCUCUCCUCUCUGUCAGUUUUGAGGAUGCUGAAGCCACUCAAGUGUUUCCCAAACUGUAUCUGUCUCCUAGGAUUGAACAUGCGCUCGGAGGGAACUCAGCUCUCCACAUCCCACCAUUCCCCAGCGGUGGCUGUCUCAUUGAUUACGUGCCUCAAGUUUGCCAAUUACUCACCAACAAGGUACAGUACAUCAUUCAAGGCUACCACAGGAGAAGAGAGUACAUCGCAGCCUUUUUGAGUCACUUUGGAACAGGUGUUGUCGAAUAUGAUGCUGAAGGAUUUACCAAACUCACAUUAUUAUUAAUAUGGAAGGACUUUUGCUUUUUAGUUCAUAUUGAUUUGCCCUUAUACUUUCCACGAGAUCAACCUACUUUGACGUUCCAGUCUGUGUACCAUUUCACCAAUAGUGGACAGCUCUAUCAGCAGAUACAGAAAUCCUACCCUUACAGUCCACGCUGGGACGGCAAUGAGAUGGCCAAGAGAGCAAAGGCGUACUUCAAAACCUAUGUUCUUCAAUUCCAGGAGGCAGCUUUCGCAAAUGGCAAGUUGUAGUAGACGCCAGGUUCCAGAAGGAAACCCAUCAGACACUUGAUUUGUUUAUAUCAAGAAGUCCUUUGCAAUUUCCUUUCACUCUUCCUCAUGUGCUGAAGUGUAACUGUGAGGACAUUGAUUGCCAGGGGCCGCAAAUCGUUUUGGGUGCCCAUGCAAUAUUCUGGAGAUAUAAAGGUUGCUUCUGUUGUACAUCCAGUUAAAAGCCUGUAUCACACGCAACGUAAAGUGUCUGAAUUGAUGAGAAAAAUGUUGCGAGUUACAAUAAACACUCCAUGAAAAACCAAAA
Molecule: messenger RNA, 1539 nt
Organism: Leucoraja erinaceus (little skate)
Lineage: Eukaryota; Metazoa; Chordata; Chondrichthyes; Rajiformes; Rajidae
Gene: babam2
Product: BRISC and BRCA1 A complex member 2
Biological process (GO): double-strand break repair
Cellular component (GO): BRISC complex; BRCA1-A complex
Source: RefSeq, a predicted model, not a curated record